Eubalaena glacialis (North Atlantic right whale) is the source of this 573-nucleotide messenger RNA. RefSeq names its product teneurin-3-like. The transcript has 2 exons. Gene Ontology annotation, cellular component: membrane. The record is from RefSeq and is a predicted model, not a curated record. Gene Ontology annotation, biological process: signal transduction. Lineage: Eukaryota; Metazoa; Chordata; Mammalia; Artiodactyla; Balaenidae. The coding region runs from base 1 to 573 and encodes 190 amino acids.
AUGGAUGUGAAAGAACGUAGGCCUUACUGCUCCCUGACCAAGAACAGACGGGAGAAAGAACGGCGCUACACUAAUUCCUCAGCAGACAAUGAGGAGUGCCGGGUUCCCACCCAGAAGUCUUACAGUUCCAGUGAAACCCUGAAAGCCUUUGAUCACGAUUCCUCACGGCUGCUUUAUGGAAACAGAGUGAAGGAUUUGGUUCACAGAGAAGCAGAUGAGUUCACCAGACAAGGACAGAAUUUCACCCUAAGGCAGUUAGGCGUUUGUGACCCGGAACCUCGAAGAGGACUGGCGUUUUGUGCGGAAAUGGGGCUCCCUCACAGAGGUUACUCUAUCAGUGCAGGGUCAGACGCUGACACUGAGAACGAAGCAGUGAUGUCCCCAGAGCAUGCCAUGAGACUGUGGGGCAGGGGGGUCAAGUCAGGCCGCAGUUCCUGCCUGUCAAGCCGGUCCAACUCAGCCCUCACCCUGACAGAUACAGAGCACGAAAACAAGUCAGACAGUGAAAAUGGUAAGUUCUUUUUUUUUGGCUUCGUAAUGUUGGCGUUCAGUGCUUCUGUCUGUUUCCGUUGA